This is a messenger RNA of Uloborus diversus, 1580 nucleotides long. RefSeq names its product isocitrate dehydrogenase [NADP] cytoplasmic-like (gene Idh). The transcript has 12 exons. The coding region runs from base 144 to 1376 and encodes 410 amino acids. Gene Ontology annotation, molecular function: isocitrate dehydrogenase (NADP+) activity; magnesium ion binding; NAD binding. The record is from RefSeq and is a predicted model, not a curated record. Gene Ontology annotation, cellular component: mitochondrion; peroxisome; cytosol. Gene Ontology annotation, biological process: isocitrate metabolic process. NCBI's taxonomy places the organism in Eukaryota, Metazoa, Arthropoda, Arachnida, Araneae, Uloboridae.
AACUUGAUUGGUUUGUAAGGAGGUUGGGCAAUAGAAGCAACAUUAUUAAAGAGCCGAAGAGGAAAAACUGCAAUUUUUUUCGCAUUUCCUACCGCUCUUGUGACGUGUUUUGUUAGAAUUUCCUCUUCAUUCCUUUCUUGAAAAUGACCAAAAUAAAAUGUGGUCCAGUUGUGGAGGUACAAGGUGAUGAAAUGACUAGAAUUAUCUGGGAUUUGAUAAAAGAAAAACUUAUUCUUCCAUUUUUGGAUGUAGAACUUAUCACUUUUGACCUUGGAAUUGAAAAUAGAGAUGCUACAAAUGAUCAAGUUACUAUAGAUUGUGCAAAUGCCAUUAAGAAAUAUAAUGUUGGAGUCAAGUGUGCCACAAUUACUCCAGAUGAAAACAGAGUUGUUGAAUUCAACUUGAAGCAGAUGUGGAAAUCUCCUAAUGGUACAAUCAGAAAUAUAUUAGGAGGAACUGUUUUUAGGGAAGCAAUUAUAUGCAAGAAUAUUCCUCGUCUUGUGCCUGGCUGGACCAAGCCUAUUAUUAUUGGUCGUCAUGCCUACGGUGAUCAAUAUCGAGCUACAGAUUUUGUUGUUCCAGGACCAGGGAAACUGGAAGUUACAUAUACGCCUACUGAUGGCACACCUCCUUUAAAGUACACAGUAUUCGACUUUAAAGAUGGUGGUGGUGUAUCUCUUUCAAUGUACAAUACUGACAAAUCUAUUACAGAUUUUGCUCACAGCUCCUUCCAGUAUGCUUUGCAGGCAAAGUAUCCUCUAUAUUUGAGUACAAAGAAUACCAUUUUGAAGAAAUAUGAUGGUCGCUUCAAGGACAUAUUUCAAGAAAUAUAUGAAAAAGAAUAUCAAUCUCAAUUUGAAGCGAAAGGAAUUUGGUAUGAACACAGACUUAUAGAUGACAUGGUAGCUCAAGCAAUGAAGUCUGAAGGUGGAUUUGUUUGGGCAUGCAAAAAUUAUGAUGGAGAUGUUCAGUCCGAUUCAGUUGCGCAAGGAUAUGGUUCAUUGGGCUUGAUGACUAGUGUAUUAAUAUGCCCUGAUGGAAAAACUGUUGAAGCAGAAGCAGCGCAUGGGACUGUAACUAGGCAUUAUCGAAUGCAUCAAAAAGGACAAGAAACGUCUACUAACCCAAUAGCCUCAAUAUUUGCUUGGACUAGAGGAUUAAUGCAUCGAGCCAAGUUAGACGGCAAUUCAAAAUUGGAUGAAUUCGCCAAAGCUUUGGAACAAGUUUGUAUAGAAACCAUUGAAUCUGGUUUCAUGACAAAAGAUCUUGCCAUUUGCAUCAAAAGUUUGAAAACUGUUACAAGAAGUGACUAUUUGAACACGUUUGAAUUCAUGGAUAAACUUGCAGAAAAUCUGAACAAGAAACUGCAGGCAUGACUGAAAGAAGCAAGUAAAUUGUAGCAUGGAAUUUAUUGGCAAUUACAUUAAGGGCAUCUGCUUUGAAACAUAUAUUCUUUCCUACUUAUCAAUAUCAGUAUUUUUCAACUGAGUUGUAUCUGAAUUUAUUUUAUACAGUGAUUGUGAGAUACUCGAUCUGUACUCGAAACUCCUGUUGAUCUUGGGGAAAAUCUCUUAUUUUAC